AUGGCCUUCCUAAACACAUCUACGCUCCUCUACUUGGCCUCUGUUUACAUAGCAUAUGGAGUUGGUCUUGUGAUCUAUAGGUUAUACCUCAGCCCUUUGUCCAGGUUCCCAGGUCCCAAGCUGGCCGCUGCCACACUGUGGUAUGAGUGCUACUACGAUGUUGCCAGACGAGGAAAAUAUACAUUCAAGAUCGCAAUGAUGCAUGAAAAAUAUGGCCCCAUCAUCCGUAUCAACCCAUACGAGCUUCAUGUCAACGACCCAGAAUUUUAUGACGAACUCUAUGUGCAUGGUUCUGUCAGAAGGACGGAAAAGUUCUUGUGGGACCUCCGCAUGUUUGGCCGAGCAACUUCAACAUUUGGGACUCCUGAACAUGAGCUUCAUCGUAUCCGGCGUGCCACUUUGUCUCCGUAUUUCUCAAAGGCCUCAGUGCAACAGCUGGAGCCUGUAGUACAGCUUAUGGUUGACAAGCUCGUGUCAAGGCUAGAGAAAUUGCAAGGAUCUGCUGCAAUCCUGAAUCUCCUUGACGUCUUCUCUGCCCUAACAGGCGAUGUCAUAGGCCAAUAUGCCUUCGCAAAGCCUCUCGGACUUCUAGAUAAACCAGAGUUUGCGCCCCAAUGGCAAAGAGCUAUCCUGGAUCUCGGCGAGAACGGCCAUAUGCUCAAGCACUUUACCUGGAUGGAGCCCCUAUUCCGGAGUAUGCCGCUUUGGCUUGUCCGCGUGAUGAAUCCUCAAGUUAUGCCAUUGAUAGAAUUACAAAUGGGUUUCGAGGAGCAGGUCAAUGGGUUCAAAGCAGACUUGGCAAAAGGCCGCAAGUAUACAGGACAACGAACCAUCUUCUAUGAUAUGAUAGCAGAUGACCAAGUACGACCUCAGGAGAAAGACUCUGAGCACUUAAGAACCGAGGCGCUGGCAAUCAUGGGCGCUGGAACUAUCACGACCGCGCAUCAUCUUGCAAUCGUGUCAUUCCAUCUUCUGGAGAAUCCGGAAAUUCUGGCUAAGUUGCAAGCCGAGUUGAAGACUGUUCUGCCGGGUAAGAAUUCAAGGCUCCAGUGGCAACAGCUCGAGCAACUUCCAUACUUGAACGCGGUUAUUAUGGAGGGCCUUAGGAUGUCUUACGGAACUGCACAUCGGCUACAACGUAUUUCACCUGAUAUCGCUUUACAGUAUAAGGAAUGGACUAUCCCGGUUGGUACACCUGUGGGCAUGACUACGCUGCUUUUACACAAUAAUCCGGAUACUUAUCCUAACCCGAGGAAAUUUGACCCCAAUCGUUGGCUUCAACCCUCGGCAAGCAGACUGGGUAAAUACAUGGUGGCAUUCAGCAAAGGCUCAAGGCAAUGUCUUGGAAUGAAUCUUGCUUACUGCGAGAUAUACCUCACCAUCGCCGCAAUCUUCGCCCCAGGUAGAUUCAAGCUCGAAAACUAUGAAACCACAGCCAGAGACACUCAGCCGGCCCACGAUUUCUUAAUCCUGGCUUUCCUUCGGAUUCAAAGGGUAUCAGGGUUGCCAUCGGCUGAGACCGGCACCUGGGCGAUAUUUUCUACCUCGCUUGGGAAAGUGCUCUUACUUUCCAGGUGUACUAAGAAAGUGCAGUUCUUCCUGCGGGAUCUUUUGUCCUUGUUGGUCAUUAUCGGACAUCACUUGUUCAAGCAAGGGAAAUGUGUGGAUGAGCAAGAUACCGAGGUUAAGCCACACUGGCUCGAAGAAUCAUUAUCAAAACCAAUAUAUGAUAUAGCCGGUUCCUGGUAG
Messenger RNA from Endocarpon pusillum Z07020, 1749 nucleotides. RefSeq lists its product as uncharacterized. Bases 1 to 1749 code for a protein of 582 amino acids. The transcript is spliced from 4 exons. The record is from RefSeq and is a predicted model, not a curated record. Gene Ontology annotation, molecular function: iron ion binding; oxidoreductase activity, acting on paired donors, with incorporation or reduction of molecular oxygen; monooxygenase activity. NCBI's taxonomy places the organism in Eukaryota, Fungi, Ascomycota, Eurotiomycetes, Verrucariales, Verrucariaceae.